Molecule: messenger RNA, 1636 nt
Organism: Baudoinia panamericana UAMH 10762
Lineage: Eukaryota; Fungi; Ascomycota; Dothideomycetes; Mycosphaerellales; Teratosphaeriaceae
Exons: 1
Coding region: 434-1318 (294 amino acids)
Source: RefSeq, a predicted model, not a curated record
CGCUCUCGUUCACCUUGAUAUGCAUCUCUACGGCUUACGCACGACUGCGCAGGACGUUCAAGUGCAGUUACUCUGACCAAUAAUCCGAUCGAUCAAGCAAUGUAUACUGGCUACGAUGGCAUUGUUGAACGCAGUAGGAGAACGCUCGAACGGACACGGACGCAGACACGUCGAUGUUGCCGUUCGAACGUGCGACGUCCGCCAUCAGGCGUCCAAUGAGAUCUAGGUCUUUUGCCAACCGGUAUGGGCUUGGGCUGUUGCAUCUGUUCACGUUGGACAUAUAAAGGUAAGUAGUGAGCUCUCCACAACACAUAUUUGUGCUGGGACGGCAUCGUGAGGCAACCGGACACUAUCACCUGCUUCUUCGAUUUUCGCACGUUUCCAUCCACCCUCACAUACCACAGUACUCAUAGACCACUUUCACAUCGCUGCCAUGUCUGUAUCUAGGCUUGUCGAUUCCUUACGCCAUCCGCCAAAAGAAACCCGACCUUCUUUCGCGGGAAGGACCAUCGUCAUCACCGGCGCCAAUACUGGACUCGGUUACGAAGCGGCACUGAAGUUCGUACAACUUGACGCGAAGCGUGUCAUUCUCGCCUGCCGUAGUGUCCAGAAAGGCGAAGAUGCCCGAGUCAAGAUCGAAGCAGCAACCACACGCAAGUCAGUGGUGGACGUUUGGGAGCUGGACAUGCUUAGCUAUAACGGCAUCCAAGCUUUCGCUAACCGUACAAAGACGGAACUUGAUCGCCUUGACAUUGUCGUCUUGAAUGCCGGUGUGGUUAUGGCGACAUAUCAAGUCAGCGACUAUGGCUGGGAGAAGACGCUACAGAUCAAUGUUUUGUCGACGUCAUUGCUCGCGAUGCUGCUUUUGCCGAAGCUGCAAGCGAGCAAAACCGCCGAAUACACACCGGUCCUCGAGCUUGUGAGCUCUGAGAUGCACGUCGGCGUCUCCAAGUUGAAGCAGCCAGAAGCGAAAGGCCAGGGCCCAUUGCAUGCCUAUAACGAACCCGAGGGCUACUUUAUGGCAACGCAAUACGCUGUAUCGAAGCUCUUCCUCGAGUAUGCGAAGGCGGCUUUGGUGCAGCUUGCUGGCGGAUCAUCAGCGGACCCAAAUGUGCUCGUCGUGUCCGUUUGUCCCGGUCCAACAAAGUCGGAUCUUGCGCGUGACUCCAAAGAGUGGUACAUGCGGGCUGCGCUGUGGGUCUUCUCGACACUGGUCCAACAUUCGACAGAAGUCGGCGCACGGAUAUACAUCAGCGGAGCCACACUUGGGCGCGAAGGUCACGGUGGCUUUUGGCGCUCAAACCAGUUACAACCGUAAGUUCUUCUCUCAUAUCCUGUAGUGUAAUUGUAAUGGCGUUCCUGACCACCUCUCUAGGCUGGCGCCAUUAGUGAAGGGCGAGCAGGGCACAAAGCUGCAGGCACAGGUAUGGAGUGAAAUUCUUGAAGCGUUGAAGCCUCACGUUCCCGAUUUGUCAAAAGUACUUGAAGCCUAGCCCCAAGGGCGGCGCGCUGUGCUGUCUUCCGGGAUGGAUAGCAUUACGGAAUGCAGCGCCAUUGUUGCCUCGUGGUACAUUGCUUUCGUAGAACUUCAUAUCAUACCAGACCCGCUCGGUAUCAGAUUUAGUCUAGACAAGAU